CCACAUGUUCUUUGUGCAUUCAGAUUCAAGGAUUGGAGUUUUGAGUACUUUGUUGAUGAGUACUACAAAAAGGAAAAGUACCUUCAAACUUAUGAAACAACACUAAAAUGCCUAAGAGGGAAUGAAGUGUUGAGGAAGAGGCCAAAAGGAGGAUGUUUGCCACUCAAGAUGAGAUCAAUGUCAAGGUGCCCUAAAAGGAAUAGAAGAAAAGCAAAGGACGAGUCUAAGAAAUUUAAGAAGGGGAAAUUGAUCAAGUUGUCAAAGUAUGGAUUUGUGUACACUUGUAGAGUGUGUGGUGAACAAAGGCACAACAAAGUUGGAUGUCCAUACAAAGACAAAGAAGAAGCAGACCCUAAUCAAACCAAGGCAACUUUGCUAUUGCACUUUAUUUGUGCAAUGCUAUUGGUAUUGUCAUCAAUGAAGGCAGAGAGGAAUCCAGAAAAAAAUCCAAGUAGAUGCAUAACAAAUAAGGUUCAAAAGGAAAGGGGAAGGAGAAGGCUUGAGAAAGCCUGAAGAUUGGUUUAUGAUGGCAUGAUUACUUUUUUGUUUAUUGGCAUUGUAUACAAUUACUGAUUUGGCUUUUAGUGUUUUACUAUUAUUUAUGUAUGAAAAUUGUAUUUAUGUACUAUUGUGAACAAGCUUAUUUUGGUAUUAUGCUUAUGUGUUUCUGAAUAACCUAUUGGUGCUAUG
Molecule: messenger RNA, 690 nt
Organism: Rubroshorea leprosula
Lineage: Eukaryota; Viridiplantae; Streptophyta; Magnoliopsida; Malvales; Dipterocarpaceae
Source: the annotation of a GenBank genome assembly